Messenger RNA from Anguilla rostrata (American eel), 1811 nucleotides. RefSeq names its product aspartyl aminopeptidase (gene dnpep). Lineage: Eukaryota; Metazoa; Chordata; Actinopteri; Anguilliformes; Anguillidae. Gene Ontology annotation, biological process: proteolysis. The record is from RefSeq and is a predicted model, not a curated record. Gene Ontology annotation, molecular function: zinc ion binding; aminopeptidase activity.
UGCGCAAAAUUCUGCGCAGGUUUAUGAAUUGUAUCUUGUUGAGAUUGGCUAAUGUGAACGGCACGUUACUAAUCUGAACCAUCUGGAUUAUGUGAUAAUCUGUGCACAGUUUUUAAAGACUUGACACCCUCGAACAAUGUGUAUGUACGAUACGUAGCUGCGCUUUGACGUAAACGACCGCUGCCACUUUCUUUCUUUCUUAGGAUAGUCGGGCAGAUGGUCGUUGAUGCAGUCCAUAAUCAUGAAACCCUCAAAGGAAGCCGUGCAUGCCGCUGCAAAAGAAUUCAUGCUCUUCUUGAAUCGCGGGGUAUCUCCAUAUCACGUGGUGGAGGAGUGCAAGUCUCGGCUGUUGGGAGCUGGCUUCACAGAGCUGAAGGAGGCCGAUCACUGGGAUAUUAAACCAGCCAGUAAGUAUUUUGUGACCAGGAACUACUCCACCAUCGUGGCGUUUGCAGUGGGCGGGCUGUACCAGCCGGGGAAUGGCUUCAGUCUGGUUGGGGCUCACACGGACAGCCCCUGCCUGAGGGUGAAACCGCGCUCUAAGAAGACCCGGCAGGGCUGCCUGCAGGUGGGGGUGGAGUGCUACGGAGGGGGCAUCUGGAACACCUGGUUCGACCGGGACCUGACCGUCGCCGGUCGCGUUAUGGUCAAGAGCGGCGACCGCCUUGUGCAUCGUCUGGUCCACGUGCCCCGCCCCCUCCUGAGAAUCCCCCACCUGGCCAUUCACCUGCAGCGCGACAUCAACGACUCCUUCGGCCCCAACAAGGAGAACCACCUGGUGCCCAUCCUGGCCACUGCGGUUCAGGAGGAGUUGGAGACGGGCUGCUCUUCGUCUGGUGAUGCCUGCAACGCUACCACCACGGCGGAGAAGCACCACUCCGUUCUGAUGCAGACUCUGAGCACCGAGCUGGGUGUGCAGGCUGAGGCGCUGCUGGACUUUGAGCUGUGUUGGACUCAGCCUGCGGCGCUGGGUGGAGUGUAUGAGGAGUUCAUCUUCUCUCCUCGUCUGGAUAACCUGCACAGCUGCUACUGCGCCCUGCAGGGUCUGAUAGAGUCCAGCAGCUCUGCUGACUCUCUGUCCAAAGAACCCAACAUCCGCAUGGUGACUCUGUACGACAACGAAGAGGUGGGCUCGGAGAGCGCCCAGGGGGCCAUGUCCAACCUGACCGAGCUGAUCCUCCGUCGCCUGGCGGCCACGCCCGGCAACCUCACCGCCUUCCAGGAGGCCGUGCCCAAGUCCUUCAUGAUCAGCGCCGACAUGGCCCACGCACUGCACCCCAACUACCAAGAGAAGCAUGAUGACAACCACAGACCAGCCUUCCACAAGGGCCCCGUCAUCAAGUUCAACAGCAACCAGCGCUACGCCACCACGGCCGUGACCGCGUCCGUGCUGCGCGAGAUCGCGGCGCGGGCGGGCGUGCCCCUGCAGGACGUGAUGGUGAGGAACGACAGCCCGUGCGGGACCACCAUCGGACCCAUCCUGGCGGCCCGCCUGGGCAUCCCGGUGCUGGACCUGGGCUCGCCCCAGCUGGCCAUGCACUCCAUUCGGGAGAUGUGCUGCACCUCCGGGGUCCUGCAGUCCACCGCCCUGUUCAAGGGCUUCUUUGAGCUCUUCCCUGCUGUGCGGAGUCUGGUGACCGUGGACUGAGCGUGCGAAUGUGAGAGAGCCUUGUCUCUCUGCGUUAGCUCUCACACCACAAGCCCACUAGGGCUCUCCCACCAACACCACUUCCUCCCCCCCCAUUUUAAAAUACUUGGCAUCUACAAAAUUGUACUUUUUUUGCAAGGUAGGAAUUAAAUUGAUGAGCCCC